AUGGCUGCAACUUCCAUCUCUGUCGACCUUCAGGCCGAGCUGAAUGCCUUGAUUCUGUCCCUAGAAGGGCUCGAGAGGGCACGGUACCUCGCCGUUGCAGCAAUAGCCUGCUUUCUGUACGAUGCUGCCGUCACAUUCGAUCAGGAGGUGGAAUACUUUUGGAAGGGAUCUUGGUCGCUUUCUCGAGUUUUAUUCUUCAUUAAUCGAUACUUUCCACUUCUCGCAUUGUUUAUGGGUCUAGUUGCUAUUAUCGUGCUCAGAAUUUGCUAUGUUUACUCGAAGGAUAUUGUCGCGCGGGCGAUCGUCAUCGGGACCCUGGCUGUAUGCACCAUCUGCACCUUGGUUCUAUUCGGAACCGUUUGGCACGACAUAGAUGCCCACCUACCCGUCCCGGGGAUCACAAUCGACAGUUGCACCGCACCUCCGUCGAGGGAGAUGUGGAAGAUCUUCGUGCCUAGUAUCAUUCUCCACACAUUGCUGUUCCUCGCGACGACACUUCCCGCUGUGAGGCUCCGGAGGCUCGGGCAGCAGUCGAUGCUAGUAGAUCGUCUAGUCAUGGACGGUGGUCUUUUCUACUUCGCGGUGUUCGCCGCCGCUAUGUUCCAGACGAUCGGGGCAUUGGCGAAAACUCCUUUGGUAACGACACCCGCCAUCUACUCCAACGUGUGGCUCUCUCUGUCGUCCAUUGCCGUAUCCAGGCUCAUGCUCCGAAUUCGCUCUCUCGCCGCUCAAUUAUCCCUCGAACCGGACUGGCUACUCAACAACACGGAGCUUAGUCGCGUUAAUUGGAAGCGCGGCCCUCGCAACGGCGAGAUCAUUGUGGAAAUUGACGCCAUUGAGGCUGAGGACAUGGAGAUGGACUCCGUCGGCCAUGACCCCCUGCAGCACACACGUUCGCACACGCCCGGCGUGAUACACGUGUCUCGUGUAGGAGUCCUAGACCAUCCAGUAUACCCAGGGACGAGAGAUUACAAGCAACCGCCCCGCAUAAAGAAGCCAAAGGUUGCGUGCAAUCCUGAACCGCCUGCGUAUGCAUGA
Dichomitus squalens LYAD-421 SS1 is the source of this 1038-nucleotide messenger RNA. RefSeq lists its product as uncharacterized. The record is from RefSeq and is a predicted model, not a curated record. NCBI's taxonomy places the organism in Eukaryota, Fungi, Basidiomycota, Agaricomycetes, Polyporales, Polyporaceae. The transcript has 10 exons. The coding region runs from base 1 to 1038 and encodes 345 amino acids.